Molecule: messenger RNA, 1128 nt
Organism: Plasmodium inui San Antonio 1
Lineage: Eukaryota; Apicomplexa; Aconoidasida; Haemosporida; Plasmodiidae
Exons: 1
Coding region: 1-1128 (375 amino acids)
Cellular component (GO): membrane
Molecular function (GO): lipase activity
Source: RefSeq, a predicted model, not a curated record
AUGACUGAUAGUACCAUAUACGACACAGAAAUAGAUAUAGAACCUUACACUAGACUAGAUGAAAAGCCAAGGCUUGAUUCAUUCUUUAAUAAGGAUGGGUUGUUGUUACGAUCAUACGGAUGGCUAGCGAAGAAUGCUAUAGGCAUUAUAAUAUUAAUCCAUGGUUUAGGUUCACAUGCGAGAUUGACCUAUUUAAGACAUAACGUUGAGAUAGUAGAUAACAACAAAGCCAUAUUAAAAGAUGGAAAUAAUUUUUACGUUUAUAAAGACAGUUGGAUAGAACAUUUUAAUAAAAAAGGCUAUUCAGUAUUUGCAUUAGAUUUACAAGGUCAUGGACUGUCUGAUGGGUGGGACAAUUUAAAAGGUAACGUAAAAAAGUUUGAUGACUUUGCCUUCGACAUAUUGCAGUAUAUUACUAGAAUUCAAGAAUCAUUGGCUUAUGGUGAUAAUAAGGAUCAUGCAACUUCUUCUGAUAAUAUUAACCGAAGAAUUAAUAAGAGAAGACUUCCAGCAUACAUUAUGGGUAUAUCGAUGGGCGGAAAUAUUGCAUUAAGGACAUUACAAUUAUUGGGGAAGUCUCGAAGCGAUGCAAAUAAAAGGUUAAAUAUAAAAGGGUGUAUCUGCUUAUCUGGAAUGAUUUCUGUUAGACUAUUAACAUCCCCAGGUUCACCGAUGUAUAAAUUAUUUCUUUUACCCUUAUCGAGUAUUAUUUCGGAUUUUUUUCAAAACUCAAGACUUAUUUCAGUGUUGCCUUCCCGAAGGUAUCCAUACAUUAAUGACAUUUUAAAGUUUGAUAGAAUAAGCAUCAAAGGAGGGAUAACCUAUCGACUUGGUCGCGAACUCCUAAAUGCAAUGGGAAACUUAGACGAUGACAUAAAUCAUACUCCUAGGAAUAUUCCUAUUUUGUUUAUUCAUUCAAAAGAUGACCCAUUAUGUCAUUGGCGAGGCACCGUAUCCUUUUAUAGGAGAGUGAAGGUUCGUUAUAAAGAAUUGCAUCUUUUAGAAAACAUGGAGCACGUAUUAAUUGUGGAACCGGGAAAUAUGAAAGUUUUAAAUAUUGUUUUCGACUGGCUUACUACCAUAUCUGGAGGCCAAAUAAAACAGAAGCCGAAUGAUAAUCAGCAAUGA